AUGUCAAAGCGCAGGACAGGAAGUAUAAAAGCCCCACCCCAGGGCUCAGAAGCUGCCUGGUCGCUGGAGAAGCCAGAUGCUGGGGGUCUAGCUUCUGCUGGGGAGACUCCUGCAGUCUGUGACCGACCUGAGGACUGGCCAUACCAGUCAAGGCCUGAUGACGACCAGACCCCGGAGAAGCUGUUAAGCCUACCGGUGAGAAGCGACCCAGAGGAGCUGCCAAGCCUACCACUCGCCGAGUAUCCUGAGGAGCCCAUGGUGCUUGAUUCCGUGGAGGACACCGACCAGAGGCAGCUGCCCCGAGCCCGCCCGUGUGGACCGUACAAAGCCCGCGCCGCUGUCCGGGGACUGUCUUGCCCGGGAGGAGCCCGCGGCUACCAGGAAGGGACCAUGUACGUAGACCCGGAGGCUGCCGGCAAAGGAGUGCCCUCCCGCGAUGUCCUCCUGGUCUCAGCCAUCAUCACCGUCAGCCUUAGCGUCACCAUCGUCCUGUGCGGGAUCUGCCAGUGGUGCCAGCGCAAACUGGGUAAACGUUAUAAAAAUUCCCUGGAGACGGUGGGGACCCCCGAUUCCAGCCGAGGGCGCAGUGAAAAGAAAACCAUCAAUGAUCUAGACAGAGACUUUUGGAAUAACAAUGACAACACAGUGCAGCAGAAAUGGAGCUCCUACCCUCCCAAGGAGUUUAUACUAAACAUUUCACCUUACGCCCCAUACGGUGAUCCACGACUUUCCCUCAAUGGCUCUCUGCUGUCGGGCGCUAAGUUGGCCGCCUCUUCCGCUUCGGGGUUGGCGGGGGAGCGAGAAGGACGCCUGGGGGAGAAGCAGCAGCUCCAAGAGGACGGCAUGAAGAGCAGCCUGUCUGCCCACAGCGAGCCCAGCAAUGGGAAGGCGGGGAGAGGCCGAUGGCACACGGUGCAGAGCCACCUAGCAGCAGGGAAGCUCAGCCUAUCCAAUUUCGAGGACUCCACCAUGUCCACAGCCACUACCCUUGAGUAUAUCCCCACCUCAGCAGGAGACCCGAAAUGCCAGCGUCCCCGCACGCUGAUGCGCCAGCAGAGCCUCCAGCAGCCGCUUAGCCAGCACCAGAAAAGCAACCACAGCCAGCCCACCACCAGCCAGAGCCUGGGGCACCUACAGUCUCACACCAGCUCCUCUUCCAGCGGCGGCAACCCCCGGGGCCGGAGUGGCCAGUCACGGCAAGGGGUCUCGGCUGGCUCCAAGCACCGGACGGCUGGCGGCCGGAGCCGCUCCAACCCCGGGAGCUGGGACCACGUGGUGGGGCAGAUUCGCAACCGAGGCUUGGACGUGAAGUCCUUCCUGGAAGGCCGGAUGGUGGUGUUAUCCCUGGUUCUGGGACUCUCGGAACAGGACGACUUUGCCAAUAUACCCGAUCUGCAAACCGCUGGGAACCAGCAGGCGCAGAACUCUCAGGGGGACAAGAGGUUGCCGUCUGGAGGCAAGAUGGUGAACACAGCCCCUAUGCCUGGGCAGACCCAGCAUGAUGAGUCUGACCGCAAAACGGAGCCUCGCUCGUCUGUCUCGGACCUGGUGAACUCCCUGACCAGUGAGAUGCUAAUGCUCUCCCCAGGCUCUGAGGAUGACGAGGGACACGACAGCUCCAGCAGGGAGAACCUCGGCCGAAUCCAAUUCAGCGUCGGCUACAACUUCCAGGAAUCCACUCUGACUGUCAAGAUCAUGAAGGCUCAGGAGCUGCCAGCCAAGGACUUCAGCGGCACCAGUGACCCUUUCGUCAAGAUCUACCUGCUGCCUGAUAAAAAGAACAAGCUGGAGACCAAAGUGAAGAGGAAGAACUUGAACCCGCACUGGAACGAGACCUUCCUCUUCGAAGGUUUCCCAUACGAGAAGGUGGUGCAGCGGGUGCUGUAUCUCCAGGUUCUGGACUAUGACCGCUUCAGUCGCAAUGACCCCAUCGGAGAGGUGUCCAUUCCACUCAACAAGUUGGACCUGACCCAGAUGCAGACAUUCUGGAAGGAGCUGAAACCCUGCAGUGAUGGGAGCGGAAGUCGGGGAGAACUCCUCCUGUCCCUUUGCUACAACCCUUCUGGUAACUCCAUCGUUGUGAAUAUCAUCAAAGCACGGAAUCUGAAAGCCAUGGACAUCGGGGGGACGUCAGACCCUUACGUCAAGGUGUGGCUGAUGUACAAGGACAAGAGGGUGGAGAAGAAGAAGACGGUGGUAAUGAAGCGGUGCCUGAACCCAGUCUUCAACGAGUCCUUCAUCUUUGACAUCCCCACCGAGAAGCUGCGAGAGACGACCAUCAUCAUCACCGUCAUGGACAAGGACAGGCUGAGCCGGAACGACGUCAUUGGCAAGAUUUACCUGUCCUGGAAGAGUGGCCCCGGCGAGGUGAAGCACUGGAAGGAUAUGAUCGCCCAUCCCCGGCAGGCCGUGGCACAGUGGCACCAGCUGAAGGCCUGA
Molecule: messenger RNA, 2439 nt
Organism: Terrapene triunguis (Three-toed box turtle)
Lineage: Eukaryota; Metazoa; Chordata; Testudines; Emydidae
Gene: SYT7
Product: synaptotagmin 7
Exons: 14
Coding region: 1-2439 (812 amino acids)
Biological process (GO): regulation of dopamine secretion; cellular response to calcium ion; calcium-ion regulated exocytosis
Cellular component (GO): membrane; axon; synaptic vesicle
Molecular function (GO): clathrin binding; calcium-dependent phospholipid binding; calcium ion binding
Source: RefSeq, a predicted model, not a curated record